GCUUGUGCCUUCCUUUUACAUUUGGUUUUGUAUAUGCAUGGUUGUACGUGUAUGAGCAAGCUCAGUAAGCCUGGUGGCCAAUGUGACUUCCGAUACAAUACACUGCGUUGAAGAAAGAGAGAGACUUAGUGCAAGGGACAAAGAAGAAAAGUGAUGUAUCAAAAUCAUAACAUAUAGCAAUAUAAUAUUAUAGGAAAAGAACAUAAAAAGAAGUGAUAAGAAUGUGCGACAAAAAGGAAAUAUAAUUGGAUAAAGGUAGUUAUAGAGGAAAGAAACAGAAGUUCUCAGGAGAAAAAGUGUUUUGGGGAAAUACCAUGAAGAUCCAGAGUGUUCCAUCAGUUGUAGUCAUUUGGCUAUGCAUGGGUUUUAUUUCUGGACAGGAUGAAGGCUCCGAGGAGAGAUUUCAUGUGAGCAUCUCAGGGACUACUGUUCAGAUCUCUUGUCCCAAUUACAAUAAUGACAAUAAUCCAGAAACAACUUUAACCAAUACAGAUACUGGUGACAAAACAGAAUCCAAAGAUUUCGUUCAUGAACUGCAAAGUUAUACAGAGUCCAAGAAUGGCCUGUAUAUGUGUUCCAUCGGUAACAAUAAAAGAUAUCUCUACCUAAAGGCUUAUGUAUGUGACAACUGCAUUGAUCUGUCUGUUGCUCUGGUAGCUGGAGUCCUGCUUGCCGACUGCCUGGUUACCCUUGGGGUAGCUUUUGUUAUAUAUUUUGGAUGCAAGAAAAAAGCUGGUCUUCCAAGAGAUGGAGGAAUGGCUAACGGAGGCCGAAACAGAGGCAAUAAGGAACGCCCUCCACCUGUGCCCAACCCAGACUAUGAGCCAAUUCGGAAAGGAAAGCAAGAUGUGUAUGAUGGAUUGGAUCAACGCUUCAGAUGAUUCCGCUCUAUGAAGGCUUGCCAGAUAUUUCUGCCCAUGUUUCUGCUAUGUUUUUGUAUUAUGCACCAUUGCUUAUAUAUAUAACCCCAAAUGCCACCUGCAUGUCAACAACGCAUAGUUUAAGUGAUAUUUUGGAAAUUUCUAUUUUGGAUAUUUUGGAUUUUUUGGAAUAAUAAAAACAUGAUGUCAGUUAAAGCUGUUAAGAUGUCCAAAGAAUCCAAAAAAAUGCUUUUUCUUUAAGUAACCUUUUUGAUCUACAUGCCCUCCUCUACAAACAGUUAUUAAUAUUUAUUAUUUACAAGCAUAGGUGAGGAUGUGCUUACUGUCAAAGAUAAGCAAGUACCCAGGUGUGUAGAUUAGCAGGGGUUAUGGGGAGAGUACUGAAUGUUUGGGAUAUGAUUUGAGGCAAGCUUUGAGACAUUUUUAUUUGCCACUUCUUAGUUAUUCUUUUUCUUUAUGCUGCAUCAAUAAACUAAUGCAUGUAUUGUGAA
This is a messenger RNA of Spea bombifrons (plains spadefoot toad), 1372 nucleotides long. Its product is annotated as T-cell surface glycoprotein CD3 epsilon chain. Gene Ontology annotation, biological process: cell surface receptor signaling pathway; positive thymic T cell selection. Gene Ontology annotation, molecular function: transmembrane signaling receptor activity. The record is from RefSeq and is a predicted model, not a curated record. Gene Ontology annotation, cellular component: external side of plasma membrane; alpha-beta T cell receptor complex; membrane. The transcript has 6 exons. The coding region runs from base 315 to 881 and encodes 188 amino acids. Lineage: Eukaryota; Metazoa; Chordata; Amphibia; Anura; Pelobatidae.